Messenger RNA from Pelagomonas calceolata, 566 nucleotides. The record is from the annotation of a GenBank genome assembly. Lineage: Eukaryota; Pelagophyceae; Pelagomonadales; Pelagomonadaceae.
CUAGGUCCAGGCCCUCGAUCACGACGGUGCCGCUAGUGCUGAUGCAGAAGAGGCGUCGACCGUUCUGCCCGUCAAGGAUCGCGCCCCUUGGGUUCAGCGCACGAACUGUGAUGUCUUUGCUGAUGGAUAGAAAAUUUGGGCUCUGUCCGCUGGUAUACGUCCCGUCCGCGAGUACGAUCUCGCUGCCAUCGGGCGCCGAAUCAAGCACAGUCUGCAGAUUGUCACCUGGCGCCGCAAAAUAUUCAAUCGUGGGCGACGGCGACGGCUCGCUUGGCGUCGGAAACGCGCUUGGCGUCGCCGUCGGCUCGGGCGUCGGCGGCGUCGUCGGCGUCGACGUCGGAACGCUCGUUGGGGUUUCGGUUUUGGGCUCGAGCGACGGCUGCGCGGUGGGCACUUUCGUCGGCGCUGACGUCGGCGACGUCGGCACGUGCGUCGGCGUCGACGUCGGCCGAUUUGUCGCCGUCGUCGGCUCGCGAGACGGCAUCGACGUCGGCGUCGACGUCGGGACUUUCGUCGGCGCUGACGUCGGCGACGUCGGCACGUGCGUCGGCGUCGACGUCGGCCGA